UUAAUAUUUCUAAUAAUAAUAUAUGUUAGUAAGCUUCUUAAAAAAUGUAUUCUAGAGUGUACUCUUUUCUAAACUCUUUUAACUGUUUAAAUUAGUUUCAAUUUGGUUUUCGAUCAAAACAUUCUACCUGCCAUGCACUGAUAGGUAUAACUCAAAAAAUUAUAAAAGCUCUUGAUACUGGUCAUUUUGCUUGUGGUGUUUUUAUCGAUUUACAAAAAGCUUUCAAUACUGUUGAUCAGCAUUUUGAUUAUUAGCAUUUUGAUUAUUAAGUUAGAACAUUAUGGAAUUCGUGGAGUUGUAAAUGAUUGGUUUUGAUCUUAUCUUUUGGACUGGAAGCAAUAUAAAAAACUGUAACAACAACAGGAAAAACUGUAACAACGUUGAAAUUAAAAUCAAAACAAAUAAUAAACAACUAUAUUCCUCGAGAGUUAUUAAAUAUCUUGGUGUGUUAAUUGAUUGCAAUCUUUCGUGGAACUUUCAUAUCGAUGAGCUGCGCAAGAAACUUAAUGGUGCAAAUGAAAGUAGACUAAUUCAUACACACUCUACGCAAAAUAUAAAUAAUGGUAAACUUAUUGUACCAUCAUAUAAAACUCAAAAUUGUGGUAAGAAUUCUGUUGUGUAUCGGUGCAUCUGUUAAUGGAACUAGAGUCUUGUGUGUAUUUCUGAAUGAGUUCAAUAAAC
This is a messenger RNA of Hydra vulgaris (swiftwater hydra), 681 nucleotides long. The record is from RefSeq and is a predicted model, not a curated record. NCBI's taxonomy places the organism in Eukaryota, Metazoa, Cnidaria, Hydrozoa, Anthoathecata, Hydridae.